AUGGGGACGGCGUACCUAAUGCGGCGAAGAGCCCCACCCGCUCUACCGUCCCGCUGGCGGCUCCGAUGGUGCUUUGCCGGCAUCCCGGAGGCUUACCAUCUGGUAAGAUACACAACAAACACAACUUGCUUGCCAGUCAGCCAGCGAGCGCAUCGACAAAGAAUGGAACCGUCAUGCACGCUUCGCCGCCGGGGAGAUCGGCACUCUUCAUUUUCGGGACGGUAG
Molecule: messenger RNA, 225 nt
Organism: Colletotrichum aenigma
Lineage: Eukaryota; Fungi; Ascomycota; Sordariomycetes; Glomerellales; Glomerellaceae
Exons: 2
Coding region: 1-225 (74 amino acids)
Source: RefSeq, a predicted model, not a curated record